Cantharellus anzutake is the source of this 920-nucleotide messenger RNA. RefSeq lists its product as uncharacterized. NCBI's taxonomy places the organism in Eukaryota, Fungi, Basidiomycota, Agaricomycetes, Cantharellales, Hydnaceae. The record is from RefSeq and is a predicted model, not a curated record. The transcript is spliced from 3 exons. Bases 300 to 770 code for a protein of 156 amino acids.
AUCCCAAUUUCAAAUUGCUCCAAGUCGCGAUCGCGCAAACUUUUUCACGGUUCAUUAGCAUUUGUACAGCAGGCUGAGCAUGCUGCUCACACUGGCCACCAUGACUGUGUCCUCGAUCUCUGGGAAGCCCUAAGUGACUCUCCCAUCAGUGCGGUCCUGUGAUCCGUUAACUCCUGGUCGAUAUACCCAACGAUUAACUCGAAUUGUCGAAAGUGGUACCAUUCUCGGACGAACCAUUUCAAUCUGUGGGCAAGGGAGUUGUUCAAGGCGAAAAAACUUGGGGAGAAAUCUCGAUUCAGAUGUGGGAGUUGUGCUUUGGUCUGCGAGAAUAUGGUGCAGUUCCAAGAUUUGUGGAUUGCACAAUAUUAUUCCGUUCCUUAUCUAUUCACACCAGUUCUCUCCUUCACUACCGCCCUGGUGCAUUCACCUUCCCCUGCAGAGCCCUCCCCACAUUUGACCGUCGCUUCGUGUUGGGUGGUGGACCAGGUUCAUACGUGGAGCAAAGUGGUGAGGGUCAGCCAAGAGUGGAGGAUGAACAGGAUGUGGUGAUUUAUAUAGAUGCGGAAGGGUUUGCGGAGAAGGUUGCUGUGUUUAAGGAACAGUGUGCUUCUGAUUCGGGGAUUGAUAUCGUUGAGUUCUUAUGGGAUGCCCCUGCUCGGUGUCUCCUGCGAUCAUUGGUUUUGCGUCUAUCCCCACUGCUUCUUACGGAUCCGUUUACCCCUUCCCUUUGUUCUUUCAGAUUCUCCAGUGGUUGGUUGCUUAGGGGUUGAGUUGGCCGUUCUCUUUCCUCUGUCAUGCACCGUGGUAAUAAUUCCCCCCCCCAUACAUGUCACCUCCCUCACGAGUUUAUGAUGGAUUGAGAAGAAGAUAUAUCUCAUUUUACUGAGUUUCAAUCCGUGAAUGUCGACGCUUAUCGCGUG